GCUGCAUGCCUCUCCAAACCGUAUCAUUCUCCAGCUGGCUCCUGUAGUCCACAACCCCCGACGCGAACGAAUUUCAACGAGUCGACAUGGCAAACCGCAAGGUGCUCUCCUUCAAGAGAGCUAUUAUCUUAGCAGCAUUCUUCCUGGUGGCAUUCGUCCUGUUACGAAGAUCACACGCCUCAGCUGACGAGCCCGAACCCUUCAGGAAACCUCCACCGAAGCCUGUAGACUCGAGCAGCGAACAUGGGGCAUCGCACGACCAGUCUACUCCUUCCUAUACCCCGGAUGGGCAAUCCGACAAGCCAGUUCCUGCGCAGAAAGCUCUACAAGAUAUGUCUAAGAUGUCCUUAUACGACAAACUAGCAUACCAAUACCCAUACGAUGUCGAGACCAAGUUCCCAGCCUAUAUUUGGCAGACGUGGAAAUGGACGCCUGCUAGUGGAGAAUUUAACUUUAGAGAUCAAGAAGCUUCGUGGUCGAUGCAGCACCCAGGAUUUGUCCACGAAGUCAUCACCGAUCAAGUCGCCGUACAUUUAUUAAGGCUGCUCUAUGCUCCUAUUCCCGAAGUGCUCGAAGCGUACAAUGCGCUCCCCCAACCUGUUCUAAAAGCCGACUUCUUCCGUUACCUCAUCCUUCUUGCCCGUGGUGGAAUUUACUCCGACAUCGACACGUUCGCUAUCAGGAGUGCUUUAGAAUGGAUCCCAGAGUCCGUGCCGAAAGAAAGCAUAGGACUGGUCAUCGGCAUCGAGGCGGAUCCCGACCGACCCGACUGGAAAGACUGGUAUAGCCGGCGCAUUCAAUUCUGCCAGUGGACUAUCCAAGCGAAGCCGGGUCACCCGGUCUUACGCGAUAUCGUUUCGCGCAUCACCCAGGAGACAUUGAAGCGGAAGCGCGAAGGCACGUUUGUGUCAAGGGAAAAAAGCGUGGUAGAGUUUACCGGUCCUGCUGUCUGGACGGACGUAAUUUUCGACUACUUCAACGACCCGCGUUACUUCGAUAUGAGCAAUAGUCAGGGCAAUGUUUCGUACGUAAACUUCACAGGGAUCGAAAAACCGAAGAAGGUGGGCGAUGUUGUGGUACUUCCCAUUACAAGCUUCUCGCCCGGCGUUCAACAGAUGGGAGCAAAGGACUAUGACGAUCCGAUGGCAUUCGUCAAACAUGACUUCGAAGGUACCUGGAAGCCUGAGAGCGAACGGCAUAUUGGCGAGACUAACUAGGGGCUAUUGAUUGCGCCUUCUAUACCCUAGGCCACCUCCAGGUUAUCUUUUCGUCGUCUCCUAGGAAAUCUGGCUCUCUAAAUAGGUCUCCUCCAGCAAGCAUAGGAACACAUCAGCUUCCCGGUCUGAUAUCACGAACCCGG
This is a messenger RNA of Daldinia decipiens, 1360 nucleotides long. Its product is annotated as glycosyltransferase family 32 protein. Gene Ontology annotation, cellular component: mannan polymerase complex. The transcript is spliced from 2 exons. Gene Ontology annotation, molecular function: alpha-1,6-mannosyltransferase activity. The coding region runs from base 87 to 1217 and encodes 376 amino acids. Lineage: Eukaryota; Fungi; Ascomycota; Sordariomycetes; Xylariales; Hypoxylaceae. The record is from RefSeq and is a predicted model, not a curated record. Gene Ontology annotation, biological process: protein N-linked glycosylation.